AUGCCCUCCAGCCAGGUGGUGCUGCCAGGUGGGGCGGGCACCUCCUGCAAGCCCUGUAGCUCCCAUGCCCCUUCUCAUGGCGUGGGCACCUUGGGUGAUGCACCGUCUCUUCUGCUGGUAGAGAGGCCCCUGCUUGGGUCCCCCAAGCUCUUCCCACCCACCGCCAUAUACAAUUUCCACAUGAGAGCAGGAAUUGAGUAUGGUGAAAUCCUGCCAGAUUCCUUCCCAUCUGCCCCUGCUGAGCCCCUGCCCCACUUCCUGCAGGAGCCCCAAGAUGCCUACAUCGUGAAGAACAAGCCUGUGGAACUACUGUGCCGAGCCAACCCGGCCACCCAAAUCUACUUCAAGUGCAAUGGCGAGUGGGUCAACCAGAACGACCACCUCACCAAGGAGAGCCUGGAUGAAGUCACUGGUCUGUUGGUGCGGGAGGUACAAAUCGAGGUGUCCCGGCAGCAGGUGGAGGAGUUGUUCGGGCUGGAAGAUUACUGGUGCCAGUGUGUGGCUUGGAGCUCGGCCGGCACCACCAAGAGCCGCCGAGCCUACGUCCGUAUCGCUUACCUACGGAAGAACUUUGACCAGGAGCCUCUGGGGAAGGAGGUGCCCCUGGAGCACGAGGUUCUCUUGCAGUGCCGUCCCCCUGAGGGGGUCCCCAUCGCAGAGGUUCUAAAGUUGUUACCUUCAGAAGGGACCCAGACAGUAUUGAGCCCCAUGGUGACCUGUGGGCCCACGGGGCUGCUCCUUUGCCGCCCGGUCAUCCUCACAGUCCCCCACUGUGCUGAGGUCAGCUCCAGUGACUGGAUCUUCCAGCUGAAGACUCAGUCUCACCAAGGAAAUUGGGAGGAGGUUGUGACUCUAGAUGAAGAGACCCUAAAUACCCCUUGCUACUGCCAGCUAGAAGCCAAGUCCUGCCACAUCCUUCUGGACCAGUUGGGCACCUACGUGUUCAUGGGGGAGUCCUACUCCCGCUCGGCCAUCAAACGUCUCCAGCUGGCCAUCUUUGCCCCUGCACUCUGCACCUCUCUGGAGUAUAGCCUUAGGGUUUACUGCCUGGAAGACACACCUGAUGCACUCAAGGAGGUGCUGGAGCUGGAGAAGACCCUAGGUGGGUACCUGCUGGAAGAGCCCAAGCCCUUGCUCUUUAAGGACAGCUACCACAACCUUCGCCUUUCCAUCCACGAUAUCCCUCAUGCCCUGUGGAGAAGCAAGCUGCUGGCCAAGUACCAGGAGAUUCCGUUCUAUCACAUCUGGAGUGGCAGCCAGAAGGCCCUGCAUUGUACUUUCACCUUGGAAAGAUACAGCCUGGCCUCCACAGAACUCACCUGCAAGAUCUGUGUGCGGCAAGUGGAAGGGGAGGGCCAGAUAUUUCAGCUACAUACAACACUGGCAGAGACAGCCGCUGGGUCCCUAGACAACUUCUGCUCUGCACCUAGUAGUUCAGUGACCACACAGCUGGGGCCCUAUGCCUUCAAGAUCCCAUUGUCCAUCCGGCAGAAGAUCUGCAAUAGCCUCGAUGCUCCCAAUUCCCGGGGAAAUGAUUGGAGGCUGUUGGCCCAGAAAUUAUCUAUGGAUCGGUACCUGAACUAUUUUGCCACCAAAGCAAGCCCCACAGGGGUGAUCCUGGAUCUGUGGGAAUCCCUGCACCAGGACGACGGUGACCUCAACACCCUGGCCAGUGCCUUGGAAGAAAUGGGCAAGAGUGAGAUGCUGGUGGUCAUGGCCACGGAUGGUGACUGCUGAUGCCACCCUGGCUGCCACUUCAUGAACACAGGAAGGGUAGAACUGUAGGAAGCAGGACAGAAUGAGAGCACAGGGCAAAAAAUAAGGGGUGAGUUUGGGGAUGGGGAGAUGUCCCUGCCCAUCUCACCCCAUGACUGCAGACAGGGGUCUCCCCAUUCUCUUCCUCUUCCUCCUCCCUCUCUCACUUACCAUAACCAGCCUUAGAAAAUCUACACACUCCAUUGUCAAGAGAGCCUAGAAUCCCCCAUCCCCAGGUUCUAUCUCUUCCUGCUCCAACCCUCCUGCCACAGGGAGCUUGGGACCAAGGGCUCUGCUAUGACAAAAGUUUCAGUCAAAGGGGGAGGUGACCCCUCCACCACCACCCCACAAACACAUGUAUGCACAGCAGCUCCCAGGCCCUCAGAGACCAGGGCUUCUAUAAGGCUUCUGGGUUGGGUUUUCUUUUUGUUUCUUUUCAAUGAUGGGUUUCUCUCUCCUCCCAAUGCCCCACCCUUCUCUCCUCCCUUAACACCAUUUUAUGCUUUGAAGAAGUCCAGUAGGACCUUGACAAACUGCUUUCUUCUGUCGAAAAAAGAGAGAGAAAGAGAGAACUUUAGAUAGAUGACUAUUAGAAGGUCAAAGAAGAAAACCACAAAAGCCACAAAAGAAGGAAAAAAAGAGGGGAAAAAACCCAGUUUCUUAGGAAACGCAAAAUGAUUUAUUAUCCAGAUAUUUGGAUGAGUCCUUUUUAAGAAAAAAAAAGAAAGAAAACUAAAAACAAAAAAAUUUUCAAACUGUUUUCUUGAGUGGAUGAAUGUGUGAAUUUUGGGGUAUGGAAAUGAGUCAGAGUAGAGCAUAGAAAUGAAGGAG
Gracilinanus agilis (Agile Gracile Mouse Opossum) is the source of this 2586-nucleotide messenger RNA. RefSeq names its product unc-5 netrin receptor B (gene UNC5B). The record is from RefSeq and is a predicted model, not a curated record. The coding region runs from base 1 to 1737 and encodes 578 amino acids. Lineage: Eukaryota; Metazoa; Chordata; Mammalia; Didelphimorphia; Didelphidae. Gene Ontology annotation, cellular component: membrane. Gene Ontology annotation, biological process: netrin-activated signaling pathway; anterior/posterior axon guidance. Gene Ontology annotation, molecular function: netrin receptor activity; protein binding. The transcript is spliced from 12 exons.